AUGAGCAUCUUUCUCAGGCAAGAACCCGAACAUAACUGUUUCGACUACAGAUAUGCCGCAAGUGAUCCAGGCGUUAAAUUUUCUGAUGACAGACUAAGAAUAAUUGGUAGUAAACAGUGGAACACUGCACUUGCCAGGGGUUGUGCUUACCACGGCCAAUGGUACUAUGAAUGUACCAUAGCAGAACCAAGCCCAAACUGGAUGCAAUUCUCUCUAUAUGGGUGGGAUGAUACUUGUAGCACUAUUUCAAGCUUAUUAAAAGCACUUCCAUCGCUUAAAGAUUCUAUAUUUCCAUCAGUACGCGUGGGUUGGGGGACGCGUCUAAUGAAAUUGGAUAGUCCUUUAGGGUACAGUCCGUUUAGUUACUGCAUAUCACAAAUCAAUGGAGAUUUGAUUUAUGCCAAAAAAACACACCCGGGAGGGGAAAAUGCACAUACACUACAAGUUGGCGAUGUUAUUGGUUGUGCAAUUAAUCUUUGUCAGCCAAUAUUCAAUUUGGAAGAUCCACGAGGAAAUCCUGACCUUUGGCCCUUCACUAAAUGCGGGUUGCUUUGUAAUGUAACGAAGGAAUGUACACUCCCCCCUCUUAUAAUAAAUAAAAACUCAUUUGCAUCCUUUUCAGUGAAUGGCAAAUGGCUCAACAACACCAUCAAGCCUAUAUACUGCGCCGAGUAUCAUCCUGCCGUAUCAACAUACAUGGGAUCAUCUGUCACUAUCAAUUUGGGCCCCAAAUUCAAAUACAAUCCGCCAAAUCGCAAAUACAAGGCUGCAUGUUACAUGUGUGAAUCAAAGUACCCCUGCAAAGAGGAUCUAGUCAAGUAUUGGGUCUUUGCUGACACAAAUCUUAUGCAUCCAAAAGUCAAAGAUAAGCUUAAGAAGUUGAACAUUGAAGGUGUAGUAACCUUAGCACAGGCGGAGUUGGGAUUUGACUAG
This is a messenger RNA of Babesia microti strain RI, 933 nucleotides long. RefSeq names its product Set1/Ash2 histone methyltransferase complex subunit ASH2. The record is from RefSeq and is a predicted model, not a curated record. Gene Ontology annotation, molecular function: transcription cis-regulatory region binding; protein binding. NCBI's taxonomy places the organism in Eukaryota, Apicomplexa, Aconoidasida, Piroplasmida, Babesiidae. The transcript is spliced from 6 exons. Bases 1 to 933 code for a protein of 310 amino acids. Gene Ontology annotation, cellular component: Set1C/COMPASS complex.